CUGGUGUCUAAUGGCACAGACAACCACACCUCUGAGCUCUCCGUAGAAACACCUCUGGGAGAAAACCACACACCUCAGCAGCACACACCGAGCCCAACAGGAACUUUCCGCAGGACAGGAGACAAACAACCGAAUAGGCACGUUUGUUUGAGGCUGUCUCGACUGACCUCGGGAUCCGGCAGGUUACAGAGUUGGUACAUUUCCUAAGCCCCAGGCUUCUGUGCUGGGACUGGAGGGAGGGAAGCGUAAGUAGGGUGGCAGGACGGGUGGGAGAGUACUAUAAAACUAGUGUAAAGUUUGUGUGUGCACUACUAGACUGGUUGAGCCCAGAUCCAAUCUUCCCCCUAGCAGCCUUCCCUGCGGUGAGCCGGAGAGACGGCGGUGGCUGUGGCAGCCCAAGGAGUAGCAACCACAAAAGCAGCAGCAGCAGGAGCAGCAAGAGCAGGAGCAGCCGGCUCCAGCUCUGCAGAACAGCACUCCCACCCUUGAUCCCCACCCCCUUGCUCUCUGCCCAACCUCGCUUAGUCUCAGUUGGCUGCUCUGCUCUCCUCGCUCGACUCUGACUUCGGUGAAACCUCGUCCUGUGCUAGCCUCGCCAGCGGACUUGUCGGGCGCCGAACAUGGCUGAGCGCCCUGCCACCCCUCGCGCCUGGUCUCGCCUGCUGGUCUUACUCUCCUUGGCUGCUCUCUGGAGCUGCCUGCGGGCGCGUUUCGCAGCUGAGGCAGACCCCAAAGACCCGGAGGCAGAGGCAGAGAUGGUGGUUUUCCCAGAGUCACCCUGGCAGAGACCCACGGUGUUCGUGACCAUCCUGGCCCGCAACGCUGCGCACACGCUGCCUCAUUUCUUGGGCUGCUUGGAGCGGCUGGACUAUCCUAAGGACAGAAUGGCGAUCUGGGCAGCCACAGACCAUAACAUUGAUAAUACAACAGAAAUUCUCAGAGAGUGGCUGAAGAAUGUGCAAAAAUUAUACCACUAUGUGGAGUGGAGGCCUAUGGAUGAUCCUCAGUCUUACCCUGAUGAAAUUGGACCAAAGCACUGGCCGGGAUCCCGAUUUACCCAUGUGAUGAAACUCCGGCAGGCUGCCCUUCGAACUGCGAGGGAAAAAUGGUCAGACUACAUUCUGUUUAUAGAUGUCGACAAUUUCUUGACCAAUCCACAGACCCUCAAUCUGAUGAUCUCCGAGAACAAGACUAUAGUGGCCCCCAUGUUGGAAUCCCGAAGCCUCUACUCUAAUUUCUGGUGUGGAAUCACACCCCAGGGCUACUACAAACGGACCCCCGACUACAUUCAGAUUAGGGAAUGGAAGAGAAGAGGCUGCUUUCCUGUUCCCAUGGUCCAUUCCACAUUCCUCAUUGACCUCAGGAAAGAGGCCUCCCAGAAUCUGAUGUUUUUUCCCCCCCACCAGGACUAUUCCUGGACUUUCGAUGACAUCAUCGUCUUUGCUUUCUCCAGUAGGCAAGCAGGUAUUCAGAUGUAUCUUUGCAACAGAGAACACUAUGGCUACCUGCCCAUCCCACUGAAGCCACACCAGACCCUGCAAGAGGACAUCGAGAACCUCGUCCAUGUUCAGAUUGAAGCAAUGAUUGAUCGUCCUCCAAUUGAACCCUCCCAGUAUGUCUCAGUCGCUCCCAAAUAUCCAGACAAGAUGGGAUUUGAUGAGAUUUUCAUGAUAAACCUCAAACGGCGGAAGGACAGACGGGACCGAAUGUUGCGCACGCUUUAUGAACAAGAGAUCGAGGUCAAAAUUGUAGAGGCUGUGGAUGGAAAGGCCCUGAAUACGAGUCAACUGAAAGCUCUCAAUAUUGAUAUGCUACCUGGGUACAAGGACCCCUAUUCUUCCAGGCCACUGACAAGGGGUGAAAUUGGUUGCUUUCUUAGCCACUAUUCUAUCUGGAAGGAGGUAAUUGACCGAGAACUGGAGAAGACACUUGUUAUUGAGGACGAUGUGCGUUUUGAACAUCAAUUUAAGAAGAAACUUGUGAAGCUGAUGGAUGACAUCGACCAUGUGCAGCUGGACUGGGAAUUGAUUUACAUUGGUCGGAAGAGAAUGCAAGUGCAAGAACCAGAGAAGGCUGUGCCCAAUGUCAUGAAUCUGGUCGAGGCUGAUUACUCCUACUGGACACUGGGCUAUGUCAUCUCCUUGGAAGGAGCUCAGAAGCUGGUUGGAGCUGAUCCCUUUGGGAAAAUGCUGCCAGUAGAUGAGUUCCUGCCUAUUAUGUACAACAAACAUCCUGUUGCGAAAUACAUGGAGUACUAUGAGCCUAGGGAUCUCAAAGCUUUCUCCGCUGAACCCUUACUCAUCUAUCCCACCCAUUACACGGGGCAGCCUGGCUACCUGAGCGACACAGAGACAUCCACCAUCUGGGACAAUGAGACCGUGUCCACCGACUGGGACAGAAAGCACUCUUGGAAGUCUCGGAAGCAGGAACACAUCCAGAGCAAUGCCCAGAACACAGAUGCUUUGCCUCCCACCACUUCCCUGGGCACAGCACCCUCCAGGGAUGAGUUAUGAUGGACCUAGUGGUUCUGUCUACAACCGGACCUGCCUCUCCACUUUUUGGUUGUCUUUAGAGAUAAUCCUCCAAUCCCCCCCCCUUUUUUUAUUUCAUUGCCACUCUCAGAAAUCAAGUUGAUUUGACUCGUCUGAAAGUAGUAAAUUAUUAGAAGGGAAAGGCAAUGAAGGUAAUUUAAGUAGAAGGCUCUAGGAAGAUGGAAAGAUAGGCUUUUUUUUAACUUUAAGGUAUUUUUUAGUUUGGUUUGGUCAGACAUUUGGGUUCAUCCCUUUUAUGAAGUAGCAGCUCAUGCGAAGGUCAGGACCUAAAGCUGAGUGAUCGGGAUCCCUAUAAGCUAAUCACCAGGCUGUCAGGGGACCCAGCAAUGAGCUGUAGAGACAAGAGCAACAACUGGAUGUCAAGCCACAAUGCAGUUGUUUUAUGGUUAUGGGCGUGCACCUCUUUAUGCAAUCUCCAUUGCUGAAAACUGCAUUUAAGUCAAAGUAUUUUUUCAGUUGAAUUAUCACUUAAAUGCAGUAGUGAGAUAUCUAGGGGAAUCCUGCUCUGCCCUCUUUUGGAAGACAAAGAUAACUUUUGCAAGGACAGAGAAACUUUUUCUUUUGUAUGACCUGAAAUUGCCACGUAUCAUCUUUGUGAAAACGAGAUAUCCUGACAUUUUGGUUGAUUUGGGAGCCCAGUAGAACUCGUGUUUUAUGCUUUCUAUUCUGGGCUUGGAACUUGACCAUCAUAACAUUCCAGAACCCCAAGGUGACUAUUCCCAACAACUGUCCCAAGUCCCAUGACAUCGUCUAAACAUUUUCUGAGUUGACAUCAGUUCUUUUAGAGUUCUCGUUAAGAAAUGCUCUGUCUUUUGCCUUCCUCCUUAUGAUCGCUGCAGUUAGGAUGCUCCAUUUCUAAUGAUACAUUUAAUAGGUAAGGGACUAUGAUGAUUGUGUAGUCUAACUCCUAUCCAGAGUUUUCCUAGAAUGACCAUAACAUUUCCAUUCUCUCCUCCAAAGUCUGUAUCACAAAAGAUGCUUUAGAUGUGAAAUUUUAUGCAGAUAUCCAGAAACAGGCAGAAGUUGCGGGUGAAAGAGAAAAGAAGACAAAUAUAAAUAAAUAAAUAAAUAAAUGAAUAAAUAAAUAAAUAAAUGAAAGGGAAGGAAAAAGAGAAAGGGAGGGGGAAGGGAGAGAGAGAAAGAGAAAGGACAAAGAGGGAAGGAAAGAGAUAAUGAGAAGGGGCAGAUUUCCAGACCAACAAAUGUCUUUUCUGUGGAUAAUUCAUUACAUUUUAAAUAUUCCUCUUAUAAGUCAUCUUUAAAAGUAUAUGAUGGCUUUGGGAUGCUUAGGUUCUGACUUUGUCGUUUUGGUACCCAUCAUUCCUCAAAUUCCCAGCACAGCUCUCCCCUAGGAACCUGCUCUUCUGGGAAUUCUAGCCACCAGAAGAGCGAACAGCAAGCCUGUCUUUUGGGUGACCUCAAAUGGUCACAUAUCAUCUCUGUUAAACUGAAAUUCGCUUCCUUGAUGCAUGGAUUGCACCUCCCAGGCACAAAUGAGAAGCCAUAACUGGAGAUAUUGAGUUGGCUUAACAAACAAACUAGGAAACUACUGGCUUAUGAGAUAGAAAGAUCUCUUACCAAACUCUGGGCCAUAUUAAGUAAAAUCUCCACCAAGACUCUGUUUUCACCUCCUCUUUCACUGACUUUAUAUGAAAAAGAAGAAGCAAGAAUUAAAUGAUGACGGAGGUCCUGCUCAGUUCUAACAUUUGACGAUUCUGUACUCUAUUGGCCCAAGCUUAAAUUUUAGGUUCCAUGGUCCCAAAAAAGUGCCUUCUGAAACAGUUUCCCUGCCGUAUAAAUCCUGCUUUCAUGUUCUUCCCUGCCCUGCAGGGGCUAAUUGGGUAGUGGCUGCGUCCAUGCAGAAAGUCGCUAUUUUUGCCUUUAACUUUUUUGGAGUGAAAGAAGAGUCCUUCAUAGUAGCUCAGGCUAUAGAUAUAUAACGCUCACCAUGCUUAGCAUUGUGGGUACAAUGGCAGCCAUGGAACAAAAGGACAAUUUACCUUUCGUUGUGUUGGCUCAGGUUUGUCCUUGCUUGGCUAAAUGUUAAAUAUUCUUUAAUUUGAAGAAGCAAGCAAAUGCUAAACAGGAAAUGUUUUAAAAAUCAGAAGCCAAAAAAAAAAAAGUCAGAAGCCAAGUGGCUCAGUGGAUAGAGAACCAGACGUGGAGAUGGAGGUCCAAGGUUCAAAUCUGGCUUCAGAUAAUUCCUGGCUAGAUGACCCUGGGCAAGUCACUUAACCUCCAUUUCCUAGCCCUUUCCACCCUUCUGCCUUGGAACCAAUAGUUUGUAUGGAUUCUAAGACGGAAGGUAAGGGUUUUAAAUAAAAAAAUCAGAACCCUUUCCACCCUUCUGCCUUGGAACCAAUAGUUUGUAUUGAUUCUAAGACGGAAGGUAAGGGUUUUAAAUAAAAAAUCAGAAGCCAAGAAAUCCUGUUGGAUUCCCAGUUGCCUUGCUUGGGCUUAGCUGCAUACUUCUUUUGUAAGGAUCCUGAAAUAACAGGGAAAUUGGAGGGAAUGGGGAAAGCUGUAAUUGAUUUCCUAGGAUGAUUUAAUAUUGGAUGUUUUGUACUUUGUGUGUGUGUGUGUGUGUGUGUAAAUUGAGGUGGGUGUCUGCAGAGUGAGUGAUUUGGGUGCAUGGGAGGUGGGGAAAGGGUAGACAAGUGGGAGCGAUUGUUCUGUGUUUUUGCUUGUUUCGGGUAUGAAACGAGCAUUACUCGUGUUUAUUAAUAUUCCCUGUCAGCCGGUCUGAUAGUGUUGUAAAUGUCCAUUCUUAAGUUCUGGAACUUUAGAGUAGAACUGUUCUACUGUGAAUCAGGCUCUUUCCCCUUCUGCCUUGGCCUCUCCCUGGUCCGUCGCUCUCAGGUUGGCGGUCUUGAACAUGACUUUCUUCACAAAGGAAACAGAAGAACUUUGUGAUCCCCAGCAGUGACUUUGGGGGUAGAGAACGGACGGGGAUGGCAGAGAUGUUUUCAAAGCUGAUCUUCUCACCAAUCCCCCGACAACCUUCUCAAGCUUCACUCCCCAUCCUUCUUGCCUCACUCACAAUGGUCAGCUUUCCAAAGUGACAUCUUGAACAGCAGAGGAUGAGGCCCGUGGUCUCCGGUUGCUGUGCCCACCAGCCUCAGAACAUAGUCUACCAUGACUAAGGGCUUCCUCCAUAUGGAGACAGAGGCUUUCACCAUCAAUGCUGCUGUUAUUUCUUAAAUGCCCAAUGCAUCAAAAGACAGAAAAAAAAUACAUGAUGGUCCACCCUCUUUGGUGUUCCCAUUUUCCAAGAUGGCACUUAUACAUAGUGACUGCCAUUGGAAUCUUGAUGCUUAAUGAUGUCUUCACGCUGUCUGUACCUUCGAGUUGGUGUGUGAUUGUUGGUGAGGGUUGGGGCCCCAAAUCAUGAACUAUUUAUUCGCUUUCCUGGAGCUCUUUUUAAUAAACUAAACAAAUAAAUGUAGACCAAAAAAAAAA
Molecule: messenger RNA, 6011 nt
Organism: Monodelphis domestica (gray short-tailed opossum)
Lineage: Eukaryota; Metazoa; Chordata; Mammalia; Didelphimorphia; Didelphidae
Gene: COLGALT2
Product: collagen beta(1-O)galactosyltransferase 2
Molecular function (GO): procollagen galactosyltransferase activity
Source: RefSeq, a predicted model, not a curated record